Molecule: messenger RNA, 1394 nt
Organism: Ostreococcus lucimarinus CCE9901
Lineage: Eukaryota; Viridiplantae; Chlorophyta; Mamiellophyceae; Mamiellales; Bathycoccaceae
Exons: 1
Source: RefSeq, a predicted model, not a curated record
AUGCCCGUCGACGGCGCGCGCGCGCCGACGCGAUGCGAAGUGUGCGAUUGCGACGUUCCCGCGCGCUUGAUGCCGACGCACGAGCGCGGCGCGCGGCAUCGCGCCAAGCUGCGGACGCGCGACUCGUUGACCUGGCGAUGCGUCGCGUGCGAUGCGUCGAUGCCCGCGCGCGCGCGGUUCGAGCACGAGCGCACGAGGGCGCACCGCUCGAACGCGAGAGACGCGCGAGACGCGCUGUUAGGGGCGUAUCGAUGCGACGUGUGCGACGUGGACGUGCCGGCGUGCGGACGAGAGGAGCACGAGCGCGGCGCGAAACAUCGAGCGGCGACGUUUCGACGAAGCGCGGAGGCGGGCGCGGAGGCGACGCCGAAGGAGACGCUGGUGCCGCGAAAGAUCUCGUCGGCGUCGGAUUUGAAAAGCGCGUCGGUGGUGCUGAAAUUGCCGAUCGAUGCGGGGGAGAAGGUGACGGUUUUGUUCGGCGCGUUCGGGCUCGCCCGAGACGAUUUGGGCGAUCGCGUGUUGGAGGAGCCGACGCUGAAAACGUUCGAGGGAGAGGUGAAGGAGGGAGGAAUGCUGGAGGUGGAGAACGCCGUGUGUUUGAGAGAUGAUUGGGCGAAGGAUUUGAAGGCGGGGGUGCACGACGUUUCACUCGUCUUCUCGUAUCGAACGUAUCAAGACGACGUCGAGUCGGGCGAGAUUACGCUCUCGGUGCUCGUGCUGCGUCUUCGAGCGAGGGAAAGCGCGCAGGAGAGCGCGGAACGAAUCGCGCUCGGGCCGACGAGCGCGUUCGCGUAUCCGAAACAGCAGAAAAAUUCGAGUUUGGUGAAGGGGUCGAAGAAAGUCGUCGAUCCAGGCCCUUCGAAAGAGGUUUUAAACGCGAAGACAAAGUUCUUCUGGCCGGCUCCGCUUUCCGUUCCCAUGGCUGACAUUCGGAAAGCGCUCGACGGCGAGGAACCACAGGCAUCUUCUGUUACUGAAAUGCUAGAAACCGGACAAAAGUAUCUCUCGAAGACGAAUUACGCUCAGUUCUUUCGUCAGCUGCUCAUGAUGGAAGAAGUGCAGGCGACCAAAAACGUGAGAUUGUACGAUAUGCACAACGUCGCGCUCUCGCAGACCAAUUCCAAAGCCAUGUAUAGACUUUUCGUCCCAGGCCUCGCUGAAGCUCGUCCAUCGGUGCUUCGUGGCGACUCGAUCAUCGUCGAUUUGUCCACGGCUAAAAGCUCAUUUCGAGGGAAAGUUGAAUUCGUGGAAGCUGAGCACAUCGUGUGCCGAUUCCAUCCUGGUUUCACGAAAGCAUACAUCAAUGGGGUCAAGGCUGACGUGUCGUUUGAAGUGUCGCGCACCGCGAUAGAACUCAUGCAUGGCGCGAUUAAAGACUCUCUGAAAUCUUCGUC